UGUUGCACAAAUAUUUUUACACUUACCAGUAUCGAACCCGCGAUCUCUUAAGUCCAAGAGCUAAUUUUGAAGAAUCGCAAUAAGACUUUCCCUUAUGAAAUUUAGGGCUUGUAAAGCCACUCUCUCAGUGACAGAAAAUCAAAUCAAAUACAAUUCAAUUUUUUUUUUCAAAAAUGAGUAAAUUAGUAUUUUGCAAAACCCAAAGAAAAUCCCUUCAAACUCUCAAAUUUCCAUCAGAAAUCUCAAAAUUCCGCUAUUUCUCUGCAGAAUCAUCACCAACUGAAACACUUGAACAACAAAAUGAACCCGAAAGAAAGAAGAAUUCAAUUAGUGAGACUCAACUAGUAAACCUGAUUCAAAAUUUGGGGAAAACCCAAAAGCUAAAUGAAUCUAUUCAGUUGUUUCAUAAAAUCGAAACCUCAGAAAGAAAUACCCAUCUCUAUAAUACCCUUCUUGCCAUUUUAUUCAAAUCCGGUCGUAUCAAUAAUGCAGUGGUGUUGUUCGACGAAAUGCUUCAACCAGGUUGUAAGUUUCCUCCUAAUGGUAGUACUGGUUCUGUUAUUUACGCCGCAAUUUUGAAUAGCGAUCGACAGGGAAAUGGAGGGGGGCGGCGGUUGACAGGUGAUCAAGUAAUUGAAUUGGUUUCGAGUUUGGGUAAAAAUGGCAUCUUUCCUGAUACAAUGGUGCUAACAAAAAUCAUUACUAUGUUUUGCGAAAGUGGUAAGAGUAAUGAAGCUUGGGAGCUUUUACAUGUUUCAAUGAAGAUGAAUUGUCCAGUGGAAGCUGCUUCCUGCAAUGCACUUCUGACGAGGCUAGGACAAGAUCGGAAUUUUGAAAGGAUGAGUUUGCUUUUAGCUGAGAUGAAAGAAAUGAAUAUCAAACCGAGUGUUGUGACGUUUGGGAUUCUUGUUAAUUAUCUAUGUAAAUCGCAGAAAAUCGAUGAAGCAGUUCAGUUGCUUGAGAAAAUGAGUAAGAAAUUGGAAGGGAUUGAUGUUUUACCUGACGUGGUUAUGUUUAAUACAGUUAUGGAUGGGCUGUGCAAAAUGGGGAGGCAUGGAGAAGGUUUGGAAUUGCUGAAACAAAUGAAGCUGGGACAUGGGUGUUCUCCCAAUAAUGUGACGUACAAUUGCUUGAUUGAUGGGUUUGCUAAAGCAGGUGAGAUUGAGACGUCGCUUCAGUUAUUCGAUCAAAUGAAUGAAGAAGGAGUUUCUCCAGAUGUGGUAACGCUUAACGUAUUAGUAGAUGGGAUGUGCAAGCAUGAAAGAGUCGGUAGUGCACUUGAAUUCUUUAGUAAAAUGCAAGAUAAAGGUUUGAAAGGGAAUGCUGUUACUUACUCUGUUUUGAUCAGUGCCUUUUGCAAUGUGAACAAUAUUGAAAAGGCAAUGGAGAUUUUUGAUGAUAUGGUGGGAACUUGUCGCGUUCCAGAUGCGAUUGUUUAUUACUCUUUGAUAAAUGGAUUAAGUCGGGCGGGGAGGUUGGAUGAUGCAUGUUGCAUAAAGUUUAAGAUGGAAGAUAUUGGUUUCCGUUUGGAUCGCUUGGGUUACAAUGUUCUAAUCAGUGGGUUACUCAAAAAGAAUAAAUUGGAUAAAGCUCAGGAACUUCUUAAGGAGAUGAUAGAUGCAGGAAUUCAACCAGACGAGGUUACGUAUAAUACUAUAAUUUCGGGAUCAUGCCAAUCAGGGGAUUUUGCAACUGCCCAUCAGGUCAUGAAAAACAUGACUGAGAAAGGUUUUGCUCCCACGGUAGUUACUUAUGGUGCACUAAUACAUGGAUACUGCAAAGCCGACAAGUUUGAUGAUGCCAUGAAGAUUUUCAAUGACAUGGGUUCAAAUUCAAAAGUCCCACCCAAUACUGAGAUAUACAGUAUGCUGAUUGGUUCACUUUGCAAGAAAGAGGACAUCGAAUCGGCGAUAUCUUUAUUUGAUGAAAUGGAAGGUAAAGGAGUGAUCCCAAAUGUAAUUACGUACAAUGCGGUAUUGAAAGGCUUAUCUGAGAGAAAUCCGUUGGAUAAAGCGUCCCACGUCAUGGAUAAGAUGGGGAAACAGAAUUGUAAUCCAAACUAUGUUACGAUGGAGAUCCUCACUCGUUGGCUUCCUCAAGUUGGCGAGACAGAAAGAUUGAAAGCUUUUGUAAAAGGGUACACAAGUUCUGUUUAGAAGCAUGUAAAGUAUAUUUUGCAGAAAUGUAUGCUUUGACUCAAUUUCCCUUUGAAGAUAAGCAACAGUAUAUAACCGAGGGA
Papaver somniferum (opium poppy) is the source of this 2239-nucleotide messenger RNA. RefSeq names its product pentatricopeptide repeat-containing protein At3g61520, mitochondrial-like. The transcript has a single exon. The record is from RefSeq and is a predicted model, not a curated record. Lineage: Eukaryota; Viridiplantae; Streptophyta; Magnoliopsida; Ranunculales; Papaveraceae. Gene Ontology annotation, molecular function: protein binding. Bases 174 to 2156 code for a protein of 660 amino acids.